AUGCCCACCAUCUCGCGAGCGAUUUGCAAAUUCAGGUCUUGCGUUUGCGAGGCGCGCUGGUGCGCUCCCAGGAGGCUGUACACGCUCUUCGACACCUUGUUGUCCUGCCCUCUUUUCGUGGUGGGCAGCAUGGCGAACUGGUUCGCCGCAUUGCUUCAUGCCUGUAUUUGCCUUACGUUCCUUGCUCCAUUUGUGCAGCUGCGUUUUUCUAGCGCACCAACCAAGGCCGAAUUUCUCUUCCCCUCUAUGGGCGCACCGACCUCGCCACUUGUGCGGGUUCUUUCCCUCCAUCCGUGUCCGCGGUGCGUGCAGUUGUCUCUUCGCGAGCCGCUGUUGGGCCCGGUGCCCCUCGAGGGCCUCCUGCGGCUGCAGCAUGAGGUCCUGGCACAGCGCGACUUCGUUCAUGCGUUGACUUUGGCAUUGAUCCGGCUAACUGCACGUGUCUGUGCUUCCGAAAACUUGGAGGGCUUUCUCUUCUGGGAACUGGGGUGCAUCUAG
Messenger RNA from Symbiodinium natans, 498 nucleotides. The record is from the annotation of a GenBank genome assembly. NCBI's taxonomy places the organism in Eukaryota, Dinophyceae, Suessiales, Symbiodiniaceae.